GCGAACGACGCACGUCCGCGCAGGAGUCUCUCGGGUGGGGUAUGUGAGUGGUGUGCCAUGAUGCUCGGUGGUAUGGACGGCAAGGAGUACGGGGCGCUGCACGCCGCCGCCGCGGCUGCGGGAUAUGCCAUGGAGGCUGACCCCAACAGCACGGGCAUGGGCUCGGCGGGCAUGGGGGGGAUGGGGGGCGCGGCGCAGCAGUACGGCGAGGUGAACCAGCUGGGCGGCGUGUUCGUCAACGGCCGCCCGCUGCCCAACGCCGUGCGCCUGCGCAUCGUCGAGCUCGCGCAGCUCGGCAUCAGGCCGUGCGACAUCAGCCGGCAGCUGCGCGUGUCCCACGGCUGCGUGUCCAAGAUCCUGGCGCGCUACCACGAGACCGGCUCCAUCCUGCCCGGCGCGAUCGGCGGCUCCAAGCCCCGCGUCACCACGCCCAAGGUGGUGUCGUACAUCAAGCAGCUGAAAGCGAAGGACCCAGGCAUCUUCGCGUGGGAGAUCCGCGACCGGCUGCUGGCUGACGGCGUGUGCGACAAGUACAACGUGCCCUCCGUCAGCUCCAUCAGCCGCAUCCUGCGCAACAAGCUGGGCGGCGCCUACCCCGUGCCGCCGCUCUACCCCGCGCCGCCGCAGCGCUGCUGGCCGCUGCACCAGCCCUACGACUAUUACGUGUACCUGCAGGGCCGGCCGCACCCCCCGCACCUGCCGCCCGCGCCGCCCGCGCCGCACCACGCGCACGCGCACGCGCUCUGACCGCCCGCGCUGUCUGUGUGUGAAGUGUCAAAGACUAUGUGAGAGCCGCGGCUUCGGCCAGGCUCGUUCCCACCGCGACCCCGCCGCGUCGGGCGAUAUAUGGAUCGCUCUGAUCUCUGGUGCUCUCCCUUAACUCAACUCAUCUCAAUAAUAAUUAUUCUUGCACGUGUCAUCACAGCCCCUAGAUCGUCCGGUCCUCCCACCAGUCCCACCAUCACUGUGCUCGUGUUUCGCUGCCGAGGCACAAUACACAACAGACACGAAGACUGAAUAGCACAGGUAGAUUGUGAUGUCCUCAUAUUCCAUGCUCCUGAGUUCGGCCGCCAUUCUCUUUGUUACGAUGAUUAUUAUUAGAUAAUAUUAUAUUGACUAGGUAAUUGUACAUUUACAGAGUAUUAUUAUGUAGGCUUGUACAUAGGCUUGGACGCGUAGGUCGGUUAAUACAUGAUUGUGAUAGUUUUAGGUUAGGUCGAGUGGGGUGUACGAUGUAAAUAUGUAUGGUGUAAGUAGAUGUUUAAAUCUAGAGUACUUAACACUUGUUCUAUGUAUAAUACAUUUAAUAUUAUGUUUAUAAAUAAAGAUAUGGUGGUCAUAAUUUAUGUGCCUUAUUCCUAAAAAAAAGGGUCUAGAGAAAAUACAAUGCUAUAAAAGUUAUCAAACUGAAAAGUUGAAAAAUAUGUUAAUUUGUAAAAAACGUGACGUAGCAUAAAACUCGAAAGGACAAAGGCAUAUUAAAAUAUGCUUCCAGUUAUAUUAUAUUUGUGUUGUAGUCUUACCAAGGACACCUUAUAUUCGUCGCUACGUCCGCGCGUCCGUCACUACAAGCUCGCGUGCUAACUUGCUAAGUUGUUGAGUUGGCGAGAAAUAACCUUGGUUAAUCUGUAUUGAGUUAACUUCUGACAUAAUACGCGUUUAACUCGUAGGUAAAUAAUCUGCGAGCUGUUGACAGGGAUUGAUAAACAAUAAUUAUAACUUUAUCUCUCUUAAGUAAAUGUGAUUAACCUUUCGUUCACCUCUACAUAUUUGGAAUAUCGAUAUUGUGCCUUAUUGAAAUACUUUUGAAGUGGUUAAUAUUCUUUAUAUUUAUGUACGAGAACUAUUUUCCCCUAGUCCAUACUUAUAACAUUAUUAUUCUUACCUUACUUAAUGAAUGCCCUUUAAGUCUAUAUAUAGUCGUUCAAGAUAUGCAUUGUAUCAAUUUGAAAGGAUAUAAUAUCAUAGAAUUAAUUUGUAUGCUUAAGCAAGAAUAUUCUCAAGAAAGUUCUGAUAUCAUGUAGGAUUAAGUUUAUUUAUUUGUUGAAAUUCUCUAGAGCUACCUCUGUAUUCCUUAGAUAGCUGUUAUCUACUACGGUACGGUAUAUAAAAGUGAGUAAAGGUUUUGUAUAUGUAUUGGUGUUUUUUAUGACCAUUUUGAAAACUUUUAUGCACCGCUGUACUACGGCCGCUAUAUGUCGGCACCGCUCUCCUAGGGAAACAGAGGUGCGGUAAGUCGGCACGGAUACUAUUGAUAUGAAUAAACGAAGUUGUAUUUAUA
Messenger RNA from Aricia agestis (brown argus), 2281 nucleotides. It is a transcript of the gene Poxm, whose product is annotated as paired box protein Pax-1-like. The transcript has 4 exons. Gene Ontology annotation, molecular function: DNA-binding transcription factor activity, RNA polymerase II-specific; RNA polymerase II cis-regulatory region sequence-specific DNA binding. The record is from RefSeq and is a predicted model, not a curated record. The coding region runs from base 58 to 747 and encodes 229 amino acids. Gene Ontology annotation, biological process: anatomical structure development; regulation of transcription by RNA polymerase II. Lineage: Eukaryota; Metazoa; Arthropoda; Insecta; Lepidoptera; Lycaenidae.